Messenger RNA from Suillus discolor, 645 nucleotides. RefSeq lists its product as uncharacterized. Lineage: Eukaryota; Fungi; Basidiomycota; Agaricomycetes; Boletales; Suillaceae. The annotation marks the transcript as partial. The record is from RefSeq and is a predicted model, not a curated record. The transcript has 2 exons.
UCAGAAUCAGCUAAUCUGCAACUAUUUCAGAGCCAAUAUUUCAUUUCUGAAGCCAAGGUAGACCAAUUCAAGGAUGACAUUCAACAUCAAACUAGUGAAUUCUUUAUAGUAGACUCAACAAUAUCGAGUGCUUGUAUAGAGAACUGGACUACAGCCAAAGCUGUGGACAAUGAUGAAAUUACUGUGUUUGAUCAGACUGGGAUUUUUCUUUUAGCAUAUCAUUACAGGCUUAUUGAGUGUGUAGCUGAGAUGAAGCAUAGUAGUGAACUUCUUGCCAUAGUUAAUAGACUGCUUAAUGUCUGCAGCGUGGAUCAGGCUAUCAGAUACGACAUUGCAUGUUCAUUUUGCAAAACAAUUGCAACAAGUUCUAUCGGAGCCAAGGUAGCUGAGCUAAAUCUACAGAAUGUUAUAAAUACCUUCCAUGGCUUUUCUCAUGACUGCCACUAUCAGCUUCAAAAUCACCCUUUAUAUCUCAAUGGCCUAAGACUUGAAGACCUUAAGACUUAUGAAUACAUCUUCACUAGUUUAAACAGUGUUGUAGUUUUGAUCAGACAUGUGUCAUACUUCCAUUGGAUGCAGUUCCUUGACCUCCACUUUAAUCAGUGGAAUAUGAACAGAUACUUUGACCUCAGUAUGUCUUUUUGA